AACAACAGUCAGCAGCUGAUGAGUUGAUAAGAGAAGAUUUAGAAGUGAUUUAAGAGAAAAUGGUCUCAUAAAAACGUUGACUGGAGUGGUUGUGAAGUCUGACAUUGCACGGCGCGGGUUUGUUUCGUGUAGUUUGUGGAGUGUGUUGAGUUUUCCGAAGUAGAAAAUGAGUGUGAAUGGAAAUAUAAACACUGAUUUAUACAGUGAGAGUAUCGCCGGCGACACGGGAGGCAACGACACUACUCCUUUAUUAUCAAAUGGAUCAGUGCAGACCAGGGCCAGAGGAGCUUCCUUCGCCUCCUCUGUGUUUAACCUGAUGAAUGCCAUCAUGGGCAGCGGUAUCCUGGGUCUAGCUUAUGCUAUGGCAAGCACUGGCAUUGUUGGAUUCUGUAUCCUGUUGCUACUAGUAUCAAGCCUGGCAGCCUACUCUAUACACCUCCUUCUGAAGCUAUGUGACCAAACAGGCAUCAAUUCAUAUGAAGACCUUGGAGGGAGAGCCUUGAAAAAUCCAGGAAAAUUUCUAGUUGGAGUUGCUAUUCUUGUCCAAAAUAUUGGUGCCAUGGCAUCCUAUUUGUUCAUCCUGAAGUCAGAGCUUCCUGCAGCCAUAAGCAGCUUGCUGAGCCCAGACUACACAGGAAAUGCCUGGUACAAUGAUGGCAAGUUGCUUCUGAUCCUGGUCACGCUCUGUGUUGUUCUACCUUUGGCAAUAUUGCCAAAAAUUGGCUUCCUGGGAUACACCAGUAGCCUUGCUUUCUUCUUCAUGCUGUACUUUGCUGUUGUGGUUGUGGUCAAGAAAUGGUCCAUCCCCUGCCCACUGCCUCACAAUGUAACUACACUUCCAGGAACCUUCCAGAUAUCAAAUUCCUCUGACUCAGAGUGCACGCCCAAACUCUUUGUCAUCUCCAGCAAGAGUGCUUACGCCAUCCCCACCAUGGCCUUCUCCUUUCUGUGCCACACAGCUAUCCUGCCAAUCUACUGUGAACUGGAACGGCCUACUAAGGCCAGGAUGCAGAAUGUUACAAAUACCAGUAUUAGCCUCAGCUUCCUGCUUUACCUCAUUUCUGCACUGUUUGGCUACCUCACCUUCUAUGCUCACGUGGACUCUGAGCUGUUGCUUGGCUACGAUGCAUACAUGCCACGGGACAUCAUGGUGAUAACAGUUCGACUGGCCAUCCUCCUUUCUGUGUUGCUAACUGUACCACUCAUUCACUUCCCUGCCCGUAAGGCUUUGAUCCUGUUGCUAUGUGGAGGGCGCCCCUUCUCCUGGCUGAUCCACAUUAUUGUAACACUAACCAUCCUGGGUGUGGUGCUGGUGCUGGCCAUCUUUGUCCCUGAUAUCAGAAAUGUCUUUGGAGUAGUGGGAUCUACAACAUCCAGCUGUCUGUUGUUUGUUUUCCCCGGCAUCUUCUACCUUAAGAUCAGCAGGCAACCCCUCAGGUCCUUUGACUCCAUUGGGGCUGUACUCCUGGUGAUUUUGGGCUUUACUAUGGGAGUCAUCAGCUUCUCUGUCAUCGUCAUUACAUGGGUACAGAGCUCCUAACCCCCACUCGCUUUUAUAAGUCAAGCACAAGAGCAAAGAAGGGGGAAAGCGUGCCAAAGAAACUGAAUACUGGCUAAAUAAAGGGAACAGACAGAUGCUUAUCAGCAUCACCUCAGGCAGAUUAUUUAUGGUAAAAUUGUUCUCAACACUAUACUAGUGUUUUUUUCCCCAGUACAUUCUAAAACAAACCCUUUACAUAGGAGCCAAAACAAAACAGGGACUUUUCAUGUUCUCCUUACUAAUUUUUACAGGUGUUUUCUAAAUGCUGACUUUUAGACUAUUCCCAAUUCAGGGCGAUGUUUGUAUUUUUAAUGUGGGUGAAACAAAAGGUAAGUGAGGGUUUCUGUAUCAGAAGAAUACAGGAAAGUGUCAAGCAAGUUUAUUUCAUGUACUGUUUUUUUAUGGUCUAACAGCCAUUGUGUUGUUCUGUGUGGAUGGUCAUGCACCUUAUGUUUACAAUCUGCCACAUAUAUUUAAAAAAGGCUAUUGACCAAGUCUGAACCAUAAAUGUUCAUUCCAUGAUUAAUGGUCCAGUGUUUUUAUUUUAUUCACUUUACUGUUUUUGGAAUUUUCUUUUAUGCUUUUUGUUUUUAUAUUUUAAUCCAAGUAUUGAUUUGCCACUCCACUAAUAGUCCAAACCUCAGGUUUAAAUGAUUCUGCUGCUGCUCUGUGUGCUUUAAUGAAUGUGCUUUUGUUUGGACUAGUUAAUUACAAUGUACUCCAUGUGGUUAUAAUGUAAAAUAAUAUAAUGUUAUUCUUCAAAUUAUUGGCAUUUAAUUAAAGGGAAAUUGUUUAUGCA
Toxotes jaculatrix (banded archerfish) is the source of this 2339-nucleotide messenger RNA. RefSeq names its product solute carrier family 38 member 6 (gene slc38a6). NCBI's taxonomy places the organism in Eukaryota, Metazoa, Chordata, Actinopteri, Toxotidae. Bases 167 to 1540 code for a protein of 457 amino acids. The transcript is spliced from 16 exons. Gene Ontology annotation, biological process: L-glutamine transport; amino acid transmembrane transport. The record is from RefSeq and is a predicted model, not a curated record. Gene Ontology annotation, molecular function: L-glutamine transmembrane transporter activity.